Messenger RNA from Torulaspora delbrueckii, 1779 nucleotides. It is a transcript of the gene FMP25, whose product is annotated as Fmp25p. The record is from RefSeq and is a predicted model, not a curated record. Gene Ontology annotation, biological process: mitochondrial respiratory chain complex III assembly. Gene Ontology annotation, cellular component: mitochondrial inner membrane. NCBI's taxonomy places the organism in Eukaryota, Fungi, Ascomycota, Saccharomycetes, Saccharomycetales, Saccharomycetaceae. The coding region runs from base 1 to 1779 and encodes 592 amino acids. The transcript has a single exon.
AUGUCUGGUAUUGUGGUGAUAAGGAGAUGUAUUUUGCAGAGGCCUCAUGUGAGAGGAUCAGUUCGUCUUCAUUUUCGUGGUUUCGUUAGCGGUCAGCAAUUGAUGAAGUCCAAUGCUCCGCAGUUCGAUGAAGCUGAGUUGUUGGCGCCAGAAUUGGAAUCCAAGCCUUACAAGGCCAAGAAAUCACUCAUGGAUUAUGAAUGGCCAGAUAAAUCCCCUGAGGAGUUAGAAAAAGAGAACCAGGAUAAGACUGAGAAGCUCAUGAAGCUUUCAGCUAUCCUUCAAGGGCUACUGGUAUUGGCGGGAGUUGGUAUUGGCGCGACGGUUUACUCAAAAUGGCCUCAAAUUAAGGGCUGGUGGAUGACAAAGGAUAUGAGAGUCGAUGAUGAUACGAUUGAGAAGUUGUUCAAGAAAAAGGCUAAAAAGUCAUUGGCAGAUAUCCCGAUCAUUCCCACUACGGAACUGGGGUUUGAAGUUCCUGGUCUGUACUUUUGGGGUGGCGAUGGUGAAGGCCUAAAGAAAUCUAGGCCUGGCUCUGUGUUUCCUAGAAGAAACUCUCUAUUCGAUGGAAAGUACUUGAGGGAUGUUUGCCUCACUACGGUGAACAACGUUCAGGCAAACCUUGCAAUUGAUGAAAAAGGUAAUCUGCUGAAGUGGGAUAACAAUAAAUGCGAAUGUAUACUGGCAGACCAGAAUCUCGUAUCCGUGAAGGAAUCCAAUUCUUGUGCGUAUGCUCUAAAUAAGCGUGGCGAAAUAUUGAUCGUACCAUUGAAUUCUGGAGAUGUAAGGCUAGCUCACAUCGAUAUGAAACGGUCAUGGUUGUUGCCUUGGAGACGUUACACAAACUACGGUUUCAAGCUAGAUACUAAAAGUGUGUUCAAAGGCAGUGGCGAAAAGAAGGUACGCGAUUUUGACGUUGGCAAAGAACACCUGGUGCUGAUUUCGAACGCAGGAAAGGCCUACUCUUGCGCAACGGGUGUCAAAGCUUCAGAGGGGCAGAGGCCCUGUGGUCAAUUUGGUGUUCCAACCUUGUCCCAUUUUGACAAAUUUCCACCGCCUAACAAGUUAUAUGAGAUUGAGCUGUUAAAUAAUGGCUUAACCGAAGAUAAAAAGGUCGAGAAACGUAAAAUAGAGCAAAUCGCAUGUGGCAAUUUUCAUACUCUCGCAAGAGAUUCGAAUGGGAAUUUGUUCGUUUUCGGUUUGAAUAGGUAUGGUCAAUUAGGGUUACCGAUACUUUACGAUAUUGAUCAGGCUCCUUAUCCAAAGGUUUUGAACCGUUUCAAUUCUUACUUCAGUAGGGACAUUGACGUUAAAUGCGUUGACGUACAUUGCAGUGGAGAUACUUCUUACGUGACAAUGACCGCCAACAACUUGGGAGAUAGAACUACACAAUUACCAGCGGAAAGCAUAUCCUAUUUUGCAUUUGGUAGUGGCCAAUAUGGUGAAUUGGGUAAUGGGAACUUUAGAAACUCACAGUCAGAACCUACGCCCUUGAAGGAUCUUCCAGCAUCAAACAAAAUUGAAGAAUGGGCUUGCGGAGAGAAACAUGUCUUGUGUAAAUUGCACAAUGGCGAUGUUUGCGCUUGGGGUUUGAAUGAUCAUGGCCAGCUCGGUACUGGAAAACGUAUCAAGCAUGGUAGACCCGUCAGCAUACCUGAAGCACUAACUCCAGGUGCCAAGAACUCACCUGAGGAGCUUUUCAAAACGAAGCUUAAACUGCUGCCUGGCCAGUAUUUGGCGGCGGGCGGAGAUUCGAGCUGUAUAUACUGGAAGAAAUGA